This is a messenger RNA of Halichondria panicea, 1640 nucleotides long. RefSeq lists its product as uncharacterized. Gene Ontology annotation, molecular function: ATP binding; RNA helicase activity; mRNA binding. NCBI's taxonomy places the organism in Eukaryota, Metazoa, Porifera, Demospongiae, Suberitida, Halichondriidae. The coding region runs from base 90 to 1496 and encodes 468 amino acids. The transcript is spliced from 9 exons. The record is from RefSeq and is a predicted model, not a curated record.
CGCAUCAUAACAACGUUUUCUAAAUAGAGUGCAUUCAUUACCCACGUGGACUUAGCUUGAAACUGUGUGUACAACUUUGUCUUUGGAGAAUGCAGAAGCUUCGUGUUGUGAUAAAGCCUAAACUGAGGCCGAGGGCAGCUCCUAAAGCAAGAGCGGUAAACCCAGCCCCUCAAAUGGUGGAUACAAUCAUCAUAAAACCGCAAUCCAAGCACCCAGCUCUGACACAAUUGGGCAACUCUCGUGUGGUACACAGUUUCUCAGAGCUGUCUCUACGGUCUGACGUGGUAGCAGCUCUGGAGGGGUCAGGGGUCAGCCAGCCCACUGUCAUCCAGAUGCUCGCUAUUCCAAAAAUUGCACGAGGAAAAAAUGUCCUUAUUGCCUCUGAAACUGGUUCUGGUAAGACGCUGACUUACCUUGCUCCUCUAAUUAGUCGGCUACGAGAUGAAGAGGAAGUGUGUGGUCUUGUCCCUAGAUUGAGACGCCCUAGAGCUCUAAUCCUCCUGCCAUCACGAGACCUGGCUGCUCAAGUUCUGAGUGUUGCCAAGUCACUUUGUCAUAAGGCACGAUUCAGAGCAGUGGGGCUAAUCGGAGGAGUCAAGAGGAGGUUCAUCAAAGAUGCCCUCCUUCAUCCAGUGGACCUAGCUGUAGCCACACCUAGUUCUCUUCUGCGCUAUCAGAAAGAGGAGCGACUGUGGUUGUCUGAUCUCUCCCAUCUCGUGAUUGACGAGGCAGACACACUAUUUGACAGAUCGUUCAUCGAAGAAACGCUCAAAGUCGUCAAUACAAUCAAACUUCGCAGUACGAAACCCUCGGCUGUCCCUGUAAUUAGUGAGGAUGCACAGGUCACUGUAGUGGGAGCUACUCUCUCCCAACCUGUAGUCAAGAAGAUUGAGUCACUUGUCCCGAAUUUGAAAAAAGUGAGCACCAAACAUGUGCACCAAAUCCUUCCGAAUAUUCAACAAACUUUCAUCAGAACUGCACAAAAUGAAAAAGCAGAGAAACUUGUGUCCCUGAUAGAAGACUACCCAACGGAUGUGUUUAUGGUAUUCUGCAACACUGUAUCAUCGUGUGAUUGGACAUCUCGUUAUCUCAAAGAGCACAAUGUAUCAGUGGUUAAACUACACGGAGGAUUUGCUCCACAAGACAGACGACAUCUCCUGAGGGAGUUUUCCGAGGGCAGUGCUCGAGUGUUAGUGAGUACAGACAUUGCAUCUCGUGGCAUCGACUCCACCAGUGUGAAUCAUGUGGUACAGUUUGAUUUCCCCACCAACUUACCUGAUUACCUCCACCGCGUGGGGAGGACGGGACGUGUGGGCUCUCUAGCCAACAGCUGUCGAGCUACUGCCUUCAUGACUCAUCGCAGGGACAUUAGAAUGGCCUGGAAGAUCAAGGACGCUGCAGACAGACAAGCUGAUGUAUUGGACAGCAAGUCGCUGCAAGCUGACACACAGAUACUGUUACCUAGGAAACAACACAAACUAGCUACUGUUGGCUAACUCCAUUUAUAGAAUAAUGAUUAUCUUCUAAUUCCAAUUUGCAACAGCAACUGUUCAGAAUCAUGAAAGGUUAAAAAUAAGUUCAUAAAGUAAGAACGUAACAUGACAGAAGCGGUUAUUGUACAUAAAAUGUUCAGAGUUCUG